Messenger RNA from Myripristis murdjan (pinecone soldierfish), 2249 nucleotides. RefSeq names its product tumor necrosis factor receptor superfamily member 12A. Lineage: Eukaryota; Metazoa; Chordata; Actinopteri; Holocentriformes; Holocentridae. The record is from RefSeq and is a predicted model, not a curated record. The coding region runs from base 209 to 580 and encodes 123 amino acids. Gene Ontology annotation, cellular component: plasma membrane. Gene Ontology annotation, molecular function: protein binding. Gene Ontology annotation, biological process: positive regulation of extrinsic apoptotic signaling pathway. The transcript is spliced from 5 exons.
UCCGAGCAGGCUACAGUACAUAGGAAAUGACUCAUAGGAGUUGAACUGUUAGCGUGGGUGUGUGCGCUAUUAAAACAAGGCGCAGACUCCUCCGGGUGACUCACUGUGAUGCUCGCUUUUCCAUGGUGAAAACCAGCACGGAUUGUUAAUCAGAUGAACUUUCGGGAAUCGUGUAGCCAGCAGCAAGCAGCCUGUUCUCAGCACCGCCAUGGCUUCAAACGCUCUCUGUGCGCUGUGUGGACUUAUCAUUGCGGCUGUGACCAACUUCUAUGGUGUGAACGCACAGAAAAGCCCGUGUAGCACUUCAGAGUUCUGGAAUUCAGAUUUGGACGUUUGCGUGCCAUGUGCGUCAUGCAAGCAGUAUCCAAAGACCCCAUCGUGUAACACAUGUAGGCCUGUCAUUGUAGAGGACCCCUCUGACGUGUGGAGGCUGGCAGCCAUCACCAGUUUCUCAGUGCUGGCUGUGGUGCUGGUCGGCGCCGCAUUGAUUAUCGGGGUUAUGGUGCAUCGGCGCAAGUCGCAGAAACGGCCUCUACGUGAACCCAUUGAGGAGACUGCGGGGCCACUUUAUCAAGCUUAAACAUUUCACCUCAUCCCUCUCUGGAAACAGAUGUGACAGAACCAAGGAAGACUGGUUCAGAGCCAGAAGACUCUCUGGACCAUGCUCUGUACUCUGACUGCAGGGUAUCUUUUUAAACAGAACCGGACCAUUUUUUAUUUAUUAUACUGUUCAAAGUAGGAGAGGUGCUCAGUUCUCAUCCUCUGUGUAGGUUCAAGUGCAGAUAGUCCAGUGGCGCACUGAUCACGACUUACAGUACAGCACAACGAGCAGCUCUCACACGUCUGUAGGAAUAGCGACGAUGUCACACUAGGGUGUCGUUCCAAUCGCCUUAAAAUUACAUUUAAUCACAAUUUGGAUUUGGAAAUCAAUGUUGGUGUGCAUCAAUUCAGAUUCAGACUUCUGACAGAAACAGCAGUUGUCUCUCCAGUGAGACAGAUGCUAUCUAAGACCUGGUAUAUCCUACCGCCAGUGAAUGUAACACGGCUUUUGUUGCCUGCUGGGCCGCAGUUUGGUUGCCUACCGCUCAGCAGGGUUUGAAGGGGUCAAUUUGCUGGUCAUUUUACCACAACAGCCUCUGUAAGACGAACCGCAAGUGAGCAAGACAUACUGUUUGGCACAUCAAGGCCAUGUGAAUGUAGCUACGUUUUUUUUUUUUUUUGGUUUUGUUUUAGGUGAAAUAUAUAACCCCUGCCAGUACCUCCGUUUCAGAACAUGUGUACCUGUUCUUUCAAGAGCCUGACGCAGUGAUAGCUGAAGAUGUCGAGAAAGGGAGUGAACAUUUUUCUUAUGCACUGUUACAGGGUCUCCUGAGAACAAAACGGAUCCUCCUUUUGCAGGUCAUUUCAAUAUUGUCUCAUUGUAUUUGUUUGGUGUAUUUGUUUUUGGCAGGAUUUUGCUGUAUUACCCGAAAGAACACACGUGUUACCGUCCCGGUGGUAAAUAACGUGAGAGUAUCGGUGCUUGCAGGACAGGAUGUUUGAAACACUAGACAUGCAAUCAGAAAACUGCUAACACAAUAUGGCAAGGUUGCAAGGAAUGUACUGUAGUAAAAAAAAUAACCACCUAACAUGUCUUAGGUGGAGAUACGUAAUCACAUUGCUUACUAACUCUGACUCAUUAAAUCCUUUUAGAUCCAUAAUAGCACAAAUUAUGAACAUUUUGUAGUGAAUUAUCGAUAAAUAUGGGUAAAAACUAAUUUUUUUCCUCCCACAUUGCUUUCAAGAUUUUCAAAAUUGUCUUUAUUUUCAAAUGAUCAUUGAGCACCUGUUACUUGAGGUAAUACAUCGAGAAAUCACCAGGCAAAAUACUGAACUAUUUUGCGUGUUUUUGGGUAUAGUGAUUACCCUCUGUCAGCAAAAUUUGGUAAGUAGUUAAAAUACAGAUACUUUCACUUUUUAACUAUGUUUAUAUUAUUUAUUUUUUAAAGUAUCUUGCCAUUAACUUCUAAAUAUGUGCAGACUGUUAAAGGGACUCCUGUGAAGUUUUUUUUUUCUAAAACUUCUGCCAGGCCAGCCAAUGUUGUUACUGAGCAAUAACUAACAUUUUCUGCAUAUUUUUCUCGCUUUGUAGUUUUGUGUAAAUGUAUAUACAUGCACUGGCUUCUUUUACUUAAUGCAAUUUUACAAAUAAACUGUGCUUUGUGUACCAAAUGUAUUUUCACAAUAAAAUUGACAACUUUCAUUAAAAA